UUGCAGCUUCAUUUUAUAAUGAUUUAUAAGAUAUUGGUGUUAACUAUUUUAUAUUGUAUUGUAAUUGUGUAAAACAUUUAAUUAUUAGAAUCUUAAAGCUCCGAUUGGCAUGUAUAAUGCUGUUAGUUAGCCAUAACGAUAGAAUUUCGAAUUUUUACUGCAUAUCUAAUGAAUAGUAUUAGCAAAAAGUACUUUCAAACAAUAGUGAAUCAAGAAGUGUUGAUACUAAUAAUUAUACCAACGAAAUAUUUUGAAGUUGAUUCAUCAGAAAAAUGGCUAAGACGUACGAUUACCUCUUUAAGUUGCUAUUAAUUGGUGACUCCGGCGUAGGAAAAACGUGUAUUUUGUUUCGAUUUUCAGAAGACGCAUUUAACACCACCUUUAUAUCAACCAUAGGUAUCGACUUUAAGAUUAGAACAAUUGAAUUUGAUGGGAAGAAAAUUAAACUUCAAAUAUGGGACACCGCAGGCCAAGAACGUUUUCGGACAAUAACAACAGCGUAUUAUAGAGGUGCUAUGGGUAUCAUGUUGGUAUACGAUAUAACGCAGGAAAAAUCCUUUGAAAAUAUUAAAAACUGGAUUCGCAACAUAGAAGAAAAUGCGUCCGCUGACGUAGAAAAGAUGCUUCUGGGUAAUAAAUGUGAAUUAACUGAUAAGCGUCAGGUUUCUCGAGAGCGAGGUGAGCAACUGGCUAUAGAAUAUGGAAUAAAAUUUAUGGAGACAUCUGCUAAAGCUAGUAUCAAUGUGGAAGAAGCUUUCCUAACAUUGGCCAGCGACAUUAAAGCGAAAAUGGAGAAGCGUUUGGAAGCAAAUAAUCCCCCAAAAGGUGGUCAUCAACUAAAAUUCGCGGAGACUCGGAAAACGGAAACUUGGCUUUCGAAAUGUAAUCUGCUUUGACGAGGUCAUAUUCGCACACCAUAAUAUAUAAAUAAUUCUCAGAUGUUUAAACGUUAAGUGGGUUUUAUAAUAAAAAGAACUUCUAUUAAGGAUUUCAAUAAUUUACAAUAAAGUA
Zeugodacus cucurbitae (melon fly) is the source of this 1011-nucleotide messenger RNA. It is a transcript of the gene Rab8, whose product is annotated as ras-related protein Rab-8A. The record is from RefSeq and is a predicted model, not a curated record. Gene Ontology annotation, molecular function: GTP binding; GTPase activity. Gene Ontology annotation, biological process: protein localization to plasma membrane; regulation of exocytosis; cellular response to insulin stimulus. The transcript has 5 exons. Lineage: Eukaryota; Metazoa; Arthropoda; Insecta; Diptera; Tephritidae. The coding region runs from base 273 to 896 and encodes 207 amino acids. Gene Ontology annotation, cellular component: endosome; synaptic vesicle; plasma membrane.